GUGUUAUGUUAUCUUCUAAAAAUAUAAAGAUGAAAAGAUCUGAUCCCUGCCCACCAUUUAAUGAACAGGUUUCUGAAUGGCAGAUCAUUCAACCUCCCUUUUCUUGAGUUUUCUGCUCUGCUAUUAUCUUCCACUCAUUUCUGCUUCAUUUUGUGAUUCAUUGACAGAAAAGGAAGUGGAAUGGAGUAAAAUCCCUCCUGAUACGGUACAGUUAUACAUUAAUGGUUGUAUGGUGAACAGCAUCACAUACAAAGAGAGCCAUCUUCCAAAAAUAAGUUUAUACAAUCUCUCCUCCAAUUGCAUCAGGACUUUACCAGAAAAUGUUCUUCCAGAUCUGAAAAAGAAAUGCCUGAAAGAGCUUCCAGACUCAUUUUUGAACAAUACUAGGCUACAAGGAAUUACGUUGGUCUGUACCUGUGAAUUCAUUAAGGGCAACACCAAACCGCUAAACAGCAUUGUUUGUGCAGAAAUGCUGAAAAGCUGUGAAAAUACUUCAGUGGCCAUUACUGUAGGAAUUUCCCUUCUUUUACUCGUGAUGAUUUGUGGAAUUGGGUGUGUUUGGCACUGGAAACACCAUGAGACCACACGAUUUACCUUACCAAAGUUUUUGCAAAGAAGAAGCAGCAGGAAAAAAAACUAUACUAAAACAUUCUCCUGGAGUCCCCACAUUAUUGGCUUACAGCGAAAAACCCCAGCUGAAACCAGAGACCAGAGAUCUGCUGCUAUGGGAACUGACAUGCAGGAGAACUAUGAAAAUGUGGAAGCAGGUCCUCCCAAAGCUGACACAGAAACUGAUAAGGAACUGUAUGAAAACACACAACAGUCUAACUUUGAGGAGCAUAUCUAUGGAAAUGAGACAUCCUCAGACUAUUAUGACUUCCAGAAGCCUCAUACUUCUGAAAUUCCUCAAGAUGAAGAUAUAUACAUUCUCCCAGAUUAAUGUUAGUUUUUCAAAAUACUGAGUGUUGUUAUUAGAAGAUAAAUAUUCAUUGU
This is a messenger RNA of Propithecus coquereli (Coquerel's sifaka), 993 nucleotides long. It is a transcript of the gene GAPT, whose product is annotated as GRB2-binding adaptor protein, transmembrane. The transcript has 2 exons. The coding region runs from base 77 to 940 and encodes 287 amino acids. The record is from RefSeq and is a predicted model, not a curated record. Lineage: Eukaryota; Metazoa; Chordata; Mammalia; Primates; Indriidae. Gene Ontology annotation, cellular component: membrane.